This is a messenger RNA of Staurois parvus, 456 nucleotides long. NCBI's taxonomy places the organism in Eukaryota, Metazoa, Chordata, Amphibia, Anura, Ranidae. The record is from the annotation of a GenBank genome assembly.
UCAGCAGUCUCUGGUCAUCCCCUGCACUGUCUGCAGUCUCUGGUGAUCCCCUGCACUGUCUGCAGUCUCUGGUCAUCCCCUGCACUGUCUGCAGUCUCUAGUCAUCCCCUGCACUGUCUGCAGUCUCUGGUCAUCCCCUGCACUGUCUGCAGUCUCUGGUUAUUCCCUGCACUGUCUGCAGUCUCUGGUCACCUGUACUGUGUCCCUGUCUCUGACCAUCCCUGUACUGUGUCCGCAGUCUCUGGUCAUCUCCUGUACUGUGUCCGUAGUCUCUGGUCAUCUCCUGUACUAUGUCCGCAGUCUCUGGUCAUCUCCUGUACUAUGUCCGCAGUCUCUGGUCAUCUCUUGUACUAUGUCCGCAGUCUCUGACUGUCUCCUCUAGUUUGUGUGCAGUCUCUGACCAUCCCUGUACUGUGUCCGCAGUCUCUGGUCAUCUCCUGUACUGUGUCCGCAGUC